AUGGAGACAAUUGACAUUCAGAAUCGAUCCUUUGUCGUUCGAUGGGUGAAGUGCAAUCAUGGAGACACGAUAAACUACCAGGUAAAACCCUUAAAGAAAUCAAUAGAAUUGGGUAUUUACAAGAAACUAAAAUUGAGCGUGGACAACGGGAACGGUGAUGAUCAUCAACCCAACAGCCGACACAACUCCUCUGUGCACAUUGCAGAAGACACGAGAAGUGUUUUGGAUUUUGCUUCUAAGACGCUAAAAAAUAGAACCAGUUCCUUUAGCACUACAGAUGAUUCUCAUUCCUCAUUAUCUCUGAGCAACAUCCAACAACAGUCGAUGGAGGGCUCUCUCCGGGACAGAUUGGAAGCUUCAGGGUUCACCCUAGUAAAGUGGAUUGGCCAUAUUUAUGCAAAUAAAAUGACGGAGGGCGUGUUGGAUGUAGAAGAUAACGAUUACUACUAUGCUUUCAUUCUGGAUAAUACCUCAUCAAAAAACGUUCGGAAAAAGACUUUGUUUAACGCCAGCGUGGUGCGCGAUGACGUGCAGUCCACCAUCAGCACGAAAUCUGCACCUUCUCCAAGAACAAGCUCCUUUCAGUUAUCAACAUACCAGAAGGAUGCGCCUUUGUUCGUCGGACAGGGUAGAUAUUUAGAGGGCUACCUCUCAAAGAAAAGAAGAAAGAGACUACAAGGCUUUAAAAGAAGAUUUUUUACUCUGGAUUUCAGAUAUGGAACGUUGUCGUACUAUAUGAACAACCAUAUCCAAGCCCGUCGUGGUGAAAUUGUUAUUAAUUUGUCCACAGUGAGUGCAAACAAAAGAGACAAAUUAAUCAUUAUCGAUUCAGGGAUGGAAAUUUGGGCCUUGAAGGCAAAAGAUACCAAUAGUUGGCAGACUUGGGUUGACGCCUUACAGAAAUGCUUUGAUAAGAAUAAUGAGCCAGAAGUGGGGGAUGACGAAGAUGCUGGAUUAGCCGCUACUUUGAAAGAUGAACGAGAGGUCCUGACUCUAAAGAAAGACCAGGACAUACCACUCUCGGAAAAAGAACGGAUAUCGUCAAGCAUCGACGAUGAUAGCUAUGUCCCCUUACCGAACGAAGCGUAUGAAGAUUUUUUUGCCAACUUGACCAUUAUUCAACAAAGAUUGGAAGAAUGCAAGAAUGAAUCGAAGUUGUACUCACAAACACAGAACGAUAAUAGACUGUAUAAAUUGGGGCGUUCUCCAUCAUCUUCGUCAUCAAUUAACGCCGGGGUCGAAAGAGUAAAAAUGAUGAGUCCUGUGUCGCCUAAUGAAUCUACAAAUUCAUUGUCUUCCCAUAUGACCAGUUCGAAUAUAGAUGGACUAGCGGAUUCCAGAGAUCAUAACUUAUACCAGAAACUGUCGGAAUUAGAAAUUGUAGUGCAACAAUUUGUUAAACAAAGCAAAAUCCUAACUGCAGAUUUCACACAGGUUACGAGGAAGGUGAAAGAACAAAUAUGCCCAUCCAUAAAAUCGAGUUUAACAGGAAAUGAAGAGUUUUUUGACGCCCAAGACGCUGCUAGUCGUCGUGUUAUAAUGCUCGAUGACGAAGAGGUCAGCGACGAAGCCGAUGUAGAAAGCACCAAAGAUACUUCCGUAGUUCUCGAAGACGAGGAUACCAGAGAUUUGAAAAAAACUAUAAUGAGAGAAAACAAUGCCAGAGCGACGCGGGAAAUGACACCUUUGAGUGAAGUUUCUAGCUCUCAGACAAAGGAGGACCAAGCAGAAGACAAUGAUCUGUAUCCUCUCCCCAUUAAAAAACAAUUCUACGCCGUAAUGAUAUUACACCGGCUGCUUCUUCCCCUACCCAGUUUGCUAUCUUUCCUCAGAAAAAACGUGGGCAAAGAUUUAAGCUCCAUUGCCAUGCCAGUGACCUCAAACGAACCCCUUACUAUUCUACAAAUGAUCUCUGAAACUUUUGAAUAUGCUUCACUACUGAACAAUCUGGACACCCAAGCGGAACCGUUAGUCACGGUAUCAGCCUUUGCAAUAUCAUUUUUGUCUAUUUAUAGAGAGAAGACGAGAGCUCUGAGGAAACCAUUUAAUCCGUUGUUGGGGGAAACGUUUGAACUUGUAAAAGAAGAUAUGGGAUUCAGAUUGGUUGCUGAAAAGGUCUGUCAUAAACCUCAAAUUUUCGCCUUUUUUGCGCAACAUGAAAACUGGGAAUGUAGCUAUACUGUUUCUCCAGUUCAAAAAUUUUGGGGGAAAUCCCUCGAGUUUAACAAUGAGGGUACCAUUGAAUUGAAGUGUAAAAAAACUGGCGAAUAUUUUGAAUGGUCCCAACCAAUUACAAUUUUGAAGAAUUUGAUUGCUGGAGAAAGAUACGUGGAGCCAAGUAACGAGUUUGAGAUUGUGUCAUCCAAGAGUGGUAAGACAACUGUAGAAUUUGAGAAAACUGGUAUGUUUGGUGGUAGGUCAGAAAGCGUUGCAGUGGUGUUAACACAGGACAACAACUCCAACAAUAGACGUCAAAUCAUAUCCGGUAAAUGGACCGAAAAGUUAAUUGACACGAAGACCAAAGGCACCAUCUGGAGUGUUGGAGAUUUGGUAUCAAAUUCAAAGAAAAAGUAUGGGUACACGAAAUUCUCUGCAAAUUUGAAUGAAGUCACCGAAUUGGAGAAAGGGCAACUACCGCCAACUGAUUCGAGAUUACGGCCAGAUGUGAAAGCAUAUGAAGCUGGCGAUAUUGAAACAGCCGAAACCCUGAAAUUGCAACUAGAACAAAAGCAGCGGGAGAGACGUCAACGGGGAGAAGAUGUUGAACCUCAAUAUUUUGUUAAGUCGUCUUCCAAGACGUGGCAGUAUAAGCGCGGUCCGGACAGCUACUGGGAAAGAAGAAAACGCCAAGAUUGGUCGAAUGUAGUACCAUUAUGGUAA
Molecule: messenger RNA, 2880 nt
Organism: Huiozyma naganishii CBS 8797
Lineage: Eukaryota; Fungi; Ascomycota; Saccharomycetes; Saccharomycetales; Saccharomycetaceae
Gene: OSH3
Product: oxysterol-binding protein related protein OSH3
Exons: 1
Coding region: 1-2880 (959 amino acids)
Biological process (GO): exocytosis; piecemeal microautophagy of the nucleus; endocytosis
Cellular component (GO): plasma membrane; intracellular membrane-bounded organelle; perinuclear endoplasmic reticulum
Molecular function (GO): sterol binding
Source: RefSeq, a predicted model, not a curated record